Molecule: messenger RNA, 7594 nt
Organism: Sphaerodactylus townsendi
Lineage: Eukaryota; Metazoa; Chordata; Lepidosauria; Squamata; Sphaerodactylidae
Gene: VPS37B
Product: VPS37B subunit of ESCRT-I
Exons: 4
Coding region: 167-1021 (284 amino acids)
Biological process (GO): protein targeting to membrane; ubiquitin-dependent protein catabolic process via the multivesicular body sorting pathway; protein targeting to vacuole
Cellular component (GO): ESCRT I complex
Source: RefSeq, a predicted model, not a curated record
GGGAGGGAGGCGAGAAGAGCGGCCGCGGCACUUCCGGUGGGGCGGCGGGAGGGGCCGGAACAGCCUCCCCCACAGAAGCCGUUGGCGGAGGGAGGCUGAGGAGCGGCAGCGGCGGUUACUCGCGCGUCUCUCCCCGUCCUGCCGCUGCCCCCCUCCCGGGCCCGCCAUGGCGGUGGACGUGAGGCGGCUGGAGGUCCUGAGCCUGCAACAGCUGCACGAGCUGCUGGAGGACGAGGAGCAACUUCAGAACAUGGCCCGGGAGAUGGAGGAGGCCCAGAAUGUUCAGCUUAGCAAAGACAUGACUCUUGCCAGCAACCGAAGCCUUGCUGAAGGCAACCUCCUGUACCAGCCAAAGCUGGAUGCUCUGAAGGCCACUUUGACUCAAAAGUAUCAGGAGCUGCAGGUUCUUUUUGAAGCUUAUCAGAUAAAGAAAACUAAGCUAGACAGACAAUCUAGUAAUGCUUCCCUGGAGACCCUGCUAGCACUUCUCCAGACAGAAGGGGCGAAGAUUGAAGAAGACACUGAGAACAUGGCUGAGAAGUUUCUGGAUGGCGAAGUGCCACUGGAUACCUUCAUUGACGAGUACCAGAGUCAGAGGAAACUGGCUCACCUGCGACGUGUAAAAAUCGAAAAACUCCAAGAGAUGGUGCUGAAGGGGCCAAGACUCCCCCCAGGACCACCUCAGCCAAGAGCCACCGACACCCCACCGGCACUUCAGACUGUGGAGGCAAACACUCCUCCUCUGGUUAUGCCUCGGCGGAAUCCGCCACCGCCACCCCCAGCUUCGGGGGUCCCAGCAGGACGCUUUCCCACUCCGUUUACAGCGGCAAUGAAUGCUGGACCCGCUCUCCCCUACCCAAGCGUUCCGUACCCGCUGCUUCCCCCACGAACGGGAGUCCCUCCUACGAGUCAGAUGCCACCACCAGGAUAUCCCAGUCAGUUUGCAUCACAGUUCCCACCAGCACUGCCCCAAAGACCGCCACCUCGCCUCCCGCCCAACCCUGGCUUUAUCUUACAGUGAAUAUGCCAUUGGAGCCAGACUCAUGUAUUGGUGCUUUUCUCCUUAUUCCCUAACUCUGAGACUCACCUGAAGAAGUGGCGAACCUCCCAUUCUGUGCACAUGGGUUUCAGAAGAAGGCUAGGGUGACAGGUGAUGAUGCACCAGUGCACUUGACAAAUAUGAUCGUACUUUUCUUCUUGUAAAGAAUUAUCAUCUACACCACUCUUGUAUGGAAGGUGGUGGGGCCAGCUGAAAUUUGCCACUCUGGUGAAAUGUAUCCAUUAUAUUUGGGGUCUUGAGAAGUUAUUUCAGCUAGUCUGGAAUGCCCGCCUUUUCCGUUGGGAUCUCAUUUGCUUUACGACUUCAAGCAUGGAGAAGUGCAAGUUCCUCAGAGAAACCUCUGUUCUGAUAUGCAACACUCCAGCCAUUGCAGAAGUAUUUGGACUAUGGAACUGCAGUGGCAAACAGGCUGCUAGCCCGGUUCUCUCUUUGCCUGGUGCUUGUGAUACAUGCUCUGGAAAUGAUCAUGUCGGUCUGAGUUCAUUGGGCACCUGAUUGAGAGGGGUGGGGUGCAUCACUGCCAAUGCUGAUCUAAUACCUUUAGUUUCAGGGAGGGGGGGUUCUCUGGACUGCUCUUUCAAACGGUUUCCUCUUAAACUUACCGACCUCCACAAAGUCUCAGGAUCUCCAACACAGUGAAUGCAAAAUACUUUGCCUACUUUUGAAGGGUGACUAAAUUACACUAUUAGUGCCAUUUUGAGAACUCCCCGCAAUCACCCCCACCUGCUCCCUGCUCGUCCCUCUUCCUGGCCCCGUCUGCCUCAGUUUUGUGCGUAAGUUUCCCCAGCAUAGCAUGAAGGCAAGAGACUGUUUUUUAAAAAAUAAUUCACGAUUUCUAAUAUCUUACAGGUUAGUUCCUUCCAUUUAUUCUUGUGAGAUUGGGCAAUCAUCGCUCCCUGUGUCUAGAUCACUGCUGUCUCCUGACCCCGGCUAAAGAUACUCCCACAUCCCCAGAAGAACUAAUUUUUAUGUGCAGGACAUUUAAUCUGCCUCUUUUUGCAGCAGGCAAGAUCUUCUUUUCAAGACUCUGUUCUUCCAAAACACGUUAGUUUCAUAGUACCGGCGUCCUUCUAAAGAUCGUGCCAGUUGUUCUCUUCUCUGUAUAAAUUCUGUCAGCUAGAUUUAAAAUAAUUUUUUGUCCUCAUGAUAACGUCCAAAUCUGGAAUUGCGAUGUUGGGUUUUAAGUCUGCUCCUGGGAUGGGGAUGACCAGUUUUGUGAUUUGAACAGCGGUUAAUGAUAUGCACAAUUAACAUUUUUUUUCCAUUGCAAAGGAGAUUCUUCAGAGAGUUUGGUAGAGGGGGGAUUAGUUCAGAGAGGAUCAACACGGCCAUUUCACGCCAUUGUUUGUGUGUUUGGAUUGCCGCCCGUUCAGAAGGAUCUUGGAAGGAAGCUGUUGUUCUUGUGCUGAAUCGGAAGAUUUUUUUGGAAGCCGGCCAUCGUCUUGAGAGCGGACCACCCAGGCCAGGGAAACUUCUUUGUUGAUGAGUGAAUGUAAAUUCUUGCUGCCUUCAGCUCAGAACUGCCACAAGGUUAAGAAGUGCCCAGAAAAUGGAGGCCUGCGUGUAGGGAGACCUGACCAGCGUUUCAGAAUCCAGUGUUCAUGUGGUAACUCCAACAGCAGCACUGUGGAAUUCUUGCCGUCCACACACAGACCUAAAGAAUGUGGCUUCCAGAAGAGCCCUCAGUGUUUAUAGCGUGGCCUUCUUUUUCCUUCUCAGUAGUCUGGCGAGGAAAACGAGUCUUUGGAAUUGUGACCUGUUAAUUCUGCGAAGGCUUUUGAAGCAGAUGCGCAAAAUCCAAACUUGGGUGAGGUACUUGGGCAAGAAAGCUUAGUUGGUGAUGGAUGUCGGAAGGCCUAGUUCACGCCACAGUGCUGUGGAAAAUUAUAUGUCAGUCCCUGAAUGCAGGUUUUAUAAAAUUGCAAGGGAAGGCAGAUUCUUGUGGGGCAGCGUUACUCGGUGUGUGAAGGACACCUCCUGAAAGACAUUAGGCAGCCUUAUUCUGUUGAAGUGCCACCCCCAACACUGGUGGACAAGUCUGAUUCCGCCCUUGAGUGUGAGGAAAUGGUGGAGGUAAAACUUCGUCAGGACCUCUGCAUGUCUUCUUUUAAACCCAUGCAUCCUCCUUACGUUCAGGAGGCAACCAGGCGCUAGAGAAAUGCUUCUCUGAUCAGGUGUUAGCAAGGGCUGCAUUUUUCAGAACUCCCAGGAUGCAAGUGCAAGAGCGUGAAGCUGCUGGAUCAGUGCAUAAAUUAUCAGCCUGCCUUAUUGUUUUACCACAACUGUGUUCUUUCAUUUGUUGUAAAAACCACCCUGUCUGUUGCUGGCAUUAGUUUUCACGCACUCACAGCUUCACUCCUCUCUGCCACCCUGUUUCUCCUCCCCCUAACCUGUAUCUGACACACUUCUUUUGUGACACAGAAGCAAUUCCCAUCCAUUUAGUGCAGCCACGCUCCCUUUGUAUUCGCAUCGCAUUGGACCUUGUGAUCUGUACUCCCUUGUUGAGAUUGCAGGGGUAAAGAAUGCAAACCACUUCGGCCUGCAGGCCCCUUUUUUGAAGCCAUACUCUUUUUGUGUUGGAUGAAAAAUUGAAACUAUUCUUGUAAUCAAUUGGACAUAGUGCAUCACUGAGCUGCCAUUACUGUCUCAGAAGCCAGUCUUUUGGAACCGGAUAUUCUCCUGUCUGGAGGCAGUACCGUUCGUUGUCAAGACCAGGAACUCGUGGUUGAUUGGAUCUGUGUGUGUGAAUGAAUCUUUUCCUGCUACCAAAGCCUAGCUAGGGGAAGGAAAGCUGGCUCCUAGAGACUCCAUGACUGAUGAAGCCUGAGAUAUUUCAAUACUUCCAGGAUGGCACAUGAUUCCACCCUCCCCAAACAAAGGUGUGCCUCUAUUUACUUCCCCCAAACAAAGGUGUCCCACUGAGUAUCCAUUACAGCUUGAUUCUGGCAUGGUGAACCGUGAGUUGUUUUGUCCUUGUGAUUUCCUGUGUUGCUCAUUGUACUCUGAGUGCAAAGCCCUUGGAGGUCACAGCUCGGCAAAAUGACUUUGCGAGGAUUCGGUUUCCACAAAGAACUGAGAUCUGGUUGUAAUUGUUCUUUUAAAAGGAUGCUGUUUGCACGAUUGCUCAAAGAUAUGGGGAGGAUUCCUAUGAGUCACCUCCUGCCUUCAGAAAGAUGUUUUGCUGGAUGAAUAAGAUGCAUGACUUGGUUGGAGGCAGAGCCAGCCACUGCUUUUAACUGGUCAUGUGGCCAGUGAUCCUGGACUUUUUCGAAGAUUUAAUUCAGAUGGGGUAGAAGACAGCCAGUGAAGGCUCUCUCAGAACUAAGGUUGCUGCCGACGUUGCGUGUGGAAGAUGUUAAAAUUUGUUCUGGAAGCUCAGAGAUGAGUAUGGCUCAUUCAGUGAAAACCGGUUGUAUAUGUUACUCAUUCAGCGUAACAGGGAGUCAGGUCCCUCGCCUUUUCUAAAAAUGGCACUGACCAACCUAUUUUUUACUCCACCUUCAGUUUCUAUCCCCGUGUGGCACAAAGGACACUCCUUGCUGCUGUAAUCUUACCUGCUGUUCAGAACCCUCAACAGGAAUACCAGUUAUGUCUUCCUGCCUUUUUGAGAAUACCUUCCCUUUCACACAGGAAAAUCUGUCUCCUUGUAAUCUCCACUGUCAUUUUUCUUCUACUUUCAAGAAGUUCCCUAUCCACAAAAAGAUCAAAAAAGGUGUUGUUGACAUGGAAGUCGAAAGACUGGCCGGUGAGCCUUGUGCAGUCCAGGGCACGCUACCAAAUAUCAAGGAACUGGAUUCUCUGAGGGCUUCUCUCAAGAAUUCUGAGAAUUGCAGCCCAGGGAGGCUGGGGGGCUGGGGGGGGGGGCACUUGCAUAUUCCCGCCAUUCUUUGAGGAGCUGUGAUUGGACAGGUUUUUCACCGAGUGGACAUGGCCUUAGUCCAUAUAACCCGGGACAGUUUCGUAUGUCAGCCACCAGUACAUAUCCUGGGUUCUGAAACAGCGUCUCAAGCCUAAAGGCGGAAUGUGAGGGGCUCACUUGUGAACUUUGCACUGCAUAUUUCUGUACUGUCUGGAAACUUUGGGGGCUGGCGUUGUCCAAUCGCUUCUAUCAGGAAAUAGUCCAAAAUAUUUUUUACUGAUUUGUUUUUCAAAUACACUUUUAAAAAAUAAACAAUUUUUUUGCAAUUGCUGAACCAUUCAGGGAUACGUUGCACAGAAAAGAGCCACAUUGCAAACAGCAAUUUUUUCUGUCCAGAAGCAAUGCAUUAUGGGGGUGGGGAGAAGCGGCAGCCGUGUGCCUUAGGACCACUGCGUACGACUAGGUGAGAAGGGGCUACUGCAUAUCCUAACACAGUGGUUGUUCAGAGGUAUCGCUUCCUGAUCUGUAGACUCCUUAUGUUGGGGUGUUUGGGCACAAACCUAAGCCAGUGUCUGCUCUUUGUUUGCUGCUGAGCACUGAGGAAUUAGACCCUCAGUCAGCAAGUUGUUUGAAGCUUGGUCGGCCUGGGCUAGCUUUCUCUGAGUAGCCAGGUACCGGGCCUGUUGUAUAGAAGCCCUUCCACUUCUCUCUGUGGUGGACACAAGGCCAGGUGGUACCCGUACCCAUCUAGGCCUAGUGGAGUGACUUAAGUGUUGCAGAAGAUAAUGUCAUUAAUAAUGUAUGCCAGUGGUGUACCGGGCCUAAAUGGUGCCCCAGGGCAUGACCAAGCCCCGCACACACGCACACACACACCCCCCUGGCUCGGCUCCCCACGCCCCACUUAUGGGAGCCGGCAGGGAGAGCGGGGCUCUGAUGGGUGCCCCAGACGAGCACUGCGGUGGCAAGUCGGCCUGCAGGGAGGCCUCAGGGGUGGGGCUCAGCACGUGGGAUUCCCCAUGUCCCCAUACGCCACUGCUGUAUGCUUUAAAAAAUGUGUUUAAAAUGCACCUAUUUGGGAUGAGGAAGUCUUUAUCUGCCUCUUUGGCCCUUUAGUUUUAGAACCCCCAGAUUUGCACAGUGCAUGUUUAGGUGCAGGUAGAGAGGGCACUGGACCAAGGUAGGCGAUUUACUACAGGUGGAAAGCCGGACGCCCGAGCCAAGCUGUAAAGUAACUGAUGUUUUGUGAACAUGGCGUAGCUUGCAACCGGUGAGAGACAGCUCUGGACUAUGCUGGGUUGCCAUUUUCUCUUGACGCAGCUGGAGCGUUUUUGUCCCGUUCCCUUCACCUACAGAUGUUAAGUAUGUUUUACGGUAAGGAAAAGUUGCAGAGAAAAUUAGGUCCGUAAUCACCAGCACAAAGGGGAGAGGGCCAGGCAAAGAAGCUCUUCUUGUCCCAGAGAUUAUCUUUUGAAAAUGAGAAUUGCCGAGGAAAUGUAGAACAGGAGCGGUGAGGUCACAAUCUGGCGCCAAGAUGCAGUUUUAAAACACGAGCGUCUUGGGUUUCGAACCACCUACAGAUGGCAGGCACCGCCUAAAACGAAUUUGUGCUUUUCAGGGGGAAAAAAUUGAUGCAACGAUCACUAAGUUAACCUGGUUUAAGAGUAUAGACUGAUGAUUUUAGUGUCUAGUUUGGGUGUUGCUCUUCUUUUGCUGCCGUUUUUAUGAAACUGCAAUUAUGUGUGUGUUCAGUAUACCUGUUAUGUGCAGUUAGUGGUGGUUAAAAUUAGUCCUUUUAAAAAAAGAGAAAAAAAACACACCUUGGAGUGAAGGAAGCCAUGGCCCCCUUAUCUGGGUUUUCUGAGGGGGGGGGGGUAAUAGCCACUUUUUUAAUAUAACUGUCUUAAUUGUCCUUGUGGCAAAACGGGAUUGCACAAUAUGUUAGCUUGACGUAACCCCUGAUCCAUUUCUUGAGUUGUACAUAUUGUGGGGAAAGUGAGUGAACGUUGCUGGCUUAUAGCUUCAUCCUCCAGUGCGACUCUUUUGUGACUUGUGGUUAUGAGGAGAGACAGAGAAUCAGUUUUGAUUGAGGGUGGUUGUGUUGUAGGUCAGAUUGGGGGGUAGGGGACAGAGGUUCAUGAACGACGGUCUCCUUGGUUAGGGCCAGUGGGAUAAUAAUCCUGAGGAGAGAGCUGGGUAAUAUUCUAAGGCAGGGGUGGCCAACCUAUGGUGCUCCAGGUGUUCAUGGACUACAAUUCCCUUCAGCCCCUGCCAACAUGGCCAAUUGGCCAUGCUGGCAGGGGCUGAAGGGAAUUGUAUGUAGUCCAUGAACAUCUGGAGCACCAUAGGUUGGCCACUCCUAUUCUAAGGCAUUGAUCCUGUCAUACCUGACACACUUGGCUGGUUCCUUGACAGUUCUAGAUGUGUCAGUGGUCUGCGUUUCCUCAGUGAACUCUCUGCCGCAGCCCCCAAACACAGAAUAACUACUUCCAAGAGAUUGUCAUUCGUGGCUGUAGUACUAUUCUCCCUGUGUAACGAAAGAUUUCAGCUUUCUUUGUGCUGUAUAAAUGAUGGAAACGCUGUUGAAUAUCCUCAAGUCAAAGGCUGCUCACUCUUCUUGUAGAAUUGGCUGUUUCAGAUUUGCAGUGAUUAUGGAAUAAAAUCCUAGAUUUUGUACA